This is a messenger RNA of Bemisia tabaci, 1215 nucleotides long. It is a transcript of the gene Coq9, whose product is annotated as ubiquinone biosynthesis protein COQ9, mitochondrial. Gene Ontology annotation, molecular function: lipid binding. Gene Ontology annotation, biological process: ubiquinone biosynthetic process. The record is from RefSeq and is a predicted model, not a curated record. NCBI's taxonomy places the organism in Eukaryota, Metazoa, Arthropoda, Insecta, Hemiptera, Aleyrodidae. Gene Ontology annotation, cellular component: mitochondrial inner membrane.
CCUACGUGAUUAGCUAUUUUGACUUCAGCACUUUAUUAUGUGUACGAAUAAGCAAAUUUCGUCAACCUAUCUAGUUUACACUUGUCUCUGGUUUACACGAACUUCUUGUUCAAUAGUUAUCAGUUGGAUUGAGUAAAGGUUAAGUGUGCACCCUCAACUUCAAAUCUGUUACUAUGAACCCAACUGUCUUGUCCGUUUCAAAUGUCAAUGAGAGCUGUAUGCCAAGCAAUAUCUCAGGAUCUUUUGUACUUUUCCAAAGAAAUUCUAGUCAGGCUGUAGCACACAAUGACUGUAGCCCUGGUGUGAAAGACCUUGUUGAAUUACCCAAGUCAGAAUCUUUUCAAUCCAACACUGAUGAGGAAAUUCAGGAGAAAAUUUUCAAAGCUGCUCUUCCUUUUGUAAAUACGCAUGGCUGGUCUAAAAGCGCUAUCACAGCUGGUGCUGAAGCUGUUGGUUAUCCUGGCAUAGUUCACGGUAUGUUUCCUCGAGGAGGAGCAAACCUAGUUGAAUAUUUUUAUAGUACCUGUAAUAGGGAGUUGGCGCUUAAAAUGAAGCUUGAGACUGAAGGAGCUGCUGCAGAAAAUAAAAAGAAGGACCCUCAAGUUUUUGUGGCUGAAGCAAUCGAAGCUCGACUGCGAAUGAUAAUCCCAUACUUGCCUAAAUGGCCUCAGGCCCUAGCAAUUAUGGCACUCCCACCAAAUGCUCCUCACUCCAUUCAAAAUCUUAUGAUGUUAGCUGAUGAUAUCUGCUAUUACUCUGGUGAUCGCUCUGUUGAUGUUACAUGGUAUGCAAAACGUCUUGGAGUUGGCAGUAUUUACAAAGUGACAGAAUUGUAUUUUUUGCAAGAUACAUCCCCUGAUUAUCAGAAUACUUGGCAUUUUCUCAAUCGCCGGAUAGAGGAUGCUGUCCAACUACACACUGUUUUGAUGAAAUCUGAGUCAGCCUCAACCUUAGCGAAGGAUGUAGCAAAUGUAACUUUCACAACUGUACGAAAUAUGCUGGGCUUGAAUUGGAACAGAUAAUCCUUCAUUUGGCUUUUAGUCCCACUUUUACUCUCUGUAUUUGUCGUGCAUUUCGUCCAUUAUUUCACUCUACUGUUAUUUGUGUUCUGUUUUUUGUUCAGAGUAGUAAUCAGUUUUAGAUACUGCUGUGUUGUUAUCUUGUAAAAUUUGUAAAGAAAUAUGAAAAUAGAAUUUGGGAAAUUGAUCGUAGAAA